AUGAGGAAGAAACAAACUUUGUUUCACCUUAAUCUCGUACGAGUGUUCCUACAUUCUUUGUUAAUUCUUGUACCAUUUUUCGUUGGUGCCGUUCAUUCGGCCCACAUUAGUUUCAACCGGAAUGGUGGCGGAUUGACGGAGGCUGAAGCCCACUUCAUUAGGCAGAGGCAGCUGCUUUCUUACAGGGAUGAAUAUGGUGACCGGGGCGAGUUUGUUACCGUUGACCCGACCCUGGUUUUCGAGAACCCGAGGCUACGGAAUGCAUACAUUGCAUUACAAGCUUGGAAAGAAGCCAUGUUCUCAGAUCCCCGUAAUUACACUGGCAAUUGGGUAGGAUCUCAUGUGUGCAACUACACUUGUGUUUACUGUGCUCCGGCGUUGGACAACCCAAAUAUCACCACUGUCGCCGGAAUCGACCUCAACCACGCCGACAUUGCCGGGUACCUCCCGGAGGAGCUGGGGCUUCUCACAGAUCUUGGUAUUUUCCACAUUAAUUCCAACAGGUUUUGUGGGAUAAUUCCAAAGAAGUUCAAGAAUUUGAAGACACUGUUCGAAUUGGACUUGAGUAACAACCGGUUUGCUGGGAAAUUCCCUUAUGUUGUACUGAGUUUGCCGAAAUUGAUAUUUUUGGACAUUAGGUUCAAUGAGUUUGAAGGCACUGUCCCUCCACAGCUGUUUGACAAGCCAUUGGAUGCCAUUUUUAUCAAUCACAACAGGUUCCAUUUCGAAUUACCCGACAAUUUUGGUAACUCGCCGGUUUCCGUGAUUGUGCUGGCCAACAACAGGUUCCAUGGGUGUGUUCCGGCUAGUCUUGGCAACAUGAGUAAUCUGAAUGAGGUGAUUUUCAUGAACAACAAUUUUAGAUCCUGUGUGCCGGAAGAAAUUGGGUUGCUCAAGAAUUUGACGGUGCUGGAUUUAAGCAACAAUCAAUUGAUGGGACCUUUGCCGGAAGCAAUUGGUGAUAUGAAGAGUUUGGAAGUGCUUAAUGUGGCUCAUAAUAUGCUCAGAGGGACUAUUCCGAAGGAAAUAUGUGAACUUCCAAGGCUUCAGAAUUUCACAUAUUCUUACAACUUGUUCACCGGCGAGCCUCCUUCGUGUUUGGCACUCCCGGCGGUGGAUGAUCGGAGGAAUUGUUUGCCCGGCAGGCCGGCUCAGCGUUCACCGGCUCAGUGUAAGGCGUUAUUGUCUAAAAAUGUUCAUUGUGGUUCUUUUAAGUGUCAUCGGUUUAUCCCAACUCUGCCGCCUCCUCCUCCCCCUUCACCUCCGGUUCCGGUUCCUUCGCCGCCGGUUCCAGUUCCGGUGCCUUCGCCACCUGUUUACUCUCCUCCACCAGUGUAUAAACCACCUCCUUCACCGUCACCACCGCCUCCACCACCACCUGUUUUAUCUCCUCCUCCGCCACCAGUGUAUUCUCCUCCACCACCGGUUUACUCACCACCUCCUCCGCCUCCAUCACCACCUCCACCAUCUCCUCCACCACCAGUUUACUCACCACCCCCUCCGCCUCCAUCACCACCUCCACCAUCUCCUCCUCCUCCAGUCUUUUCACCACCACCUCCGUCGCCUCCGCCACCUUCACCUCCCCCUCCAUCUCCCCCUCCGCCAUCGCCACCUCCCCCAGUUGUUUACCCAUCACCGCCUCCACCAUCACCUCCACCUCCAUCUCCGACGCCUCUUCCACCUUUACCCAUCGCCCCUCCUCCGCCAAAUUCACCUCCACCGCCGGUCUAUCCAUCGCCCCCACCUCCUCCACACUCACCUCCACCACCAGUUUACCCAUCACCACCUCCCCCACCUCAUUCGCCUCCACCACCAUCACCACAGCCUUGUAUAGAACCCCCUCCACCUCCGCCACCGCCCCCACCUUCCCCACCACCGUGCCAAGAACCCCCACCGCCACCACCCUCACCUUCUCCACCCCCACCAAACAUUUACAAACCACCACCAUCACCAUCACCGCCACCGCCGGUAAUAAUCUAUAAUUCACCGCCCCCACCAACCUAUCCUCCUCCUCCCCCACCAGUUCAACACUAUUCUCCGCCAGCACCGCCGCCAUCUCCUUCACCGCCACCUCCAGCCCCAGUUUACGCUAGCCCACCACCUCCAACUCCAGUAUACGAAGGGCCAUUGCCACCAGUGGUUGGGGUAUCAUACGCAUCUCCCCCGCCACCACCCUACUACUAUUGA
Oldenlandia corymbosa var. corymbosa is the source of this 2187-nucleotide messenger RNA. Lineage: Eukaryota; Viridiplantae; Streptophyta; Magnoliopsida; Gentianales; Rubiaceae. The record is from the annotation of a GenBank genome assembly.